UACACAGGAUUCCUUAACUUCAAUUAAGAACCCUGUCAAAGCAACCUCAUAGCCAGCAACAUGGUUGAGUGGACAGACUGAGCGCGCCCCAAUCCAAAGCAUCUUCUCAAAGAUGGACUACGAUGACGUGGGCCCCGCGGCUCUUUCCAGUGUCUGGUCGUGUAUCCCUGGACCCAGAGGUAUUUUGGUAACUUCGGAAACCUGUACAACGCCGCUGCCAUCCAGGGAAACCCAAAGGUCGCCGCUCACGGAAAGACGGUCCUGCAAGGACUGGUCCGGGCUGUCAAGAACAUGGAUGACAUCAAGGCCACCUACGCAGAGCUGAGCGUGCUGCACUCCGAGAAACUGCACGUGGAUCCCGACAACUUCCGGCUGCUGGCUGACUGCCUUACUAUUGUUGUUGCUGCGAGAAUGGGUGUUGCCUUCACCGCUGAUGUCCAGGGCGCUUUCCAGAAGUUCUUGGCGGUCGUGGUGAGCUCCCUGGGCAAUCUAGAAGAAAAAGAAACGCACACCUAUUUAGGCGAGGUGCUGGCUAGCGGAGUAGAAAACAAGAAAAUAAAAGAAUAUUGA
Molecule: messenger RNA, 570 nt
Organism: Salvelinus sp. IW2-2015
Lineage: Eukaryota; Metazoa; Chordata; Actinopteri; Salmoniformes; Salmonidae
Source: RefSeq, a predicted model, not a curated record